AUGAAGCGGCGAGGAACUAAACCAGACCUGGACACUUACAAUCUUCUCCUUCGUUCAAUGGCCGGAAACACGCGUAGCGUAGAUGCAUGGGCCAUUUUUGAGGACAUGAAACUAUACGGGAUAAAACCGGAUGUGAAGACCUUUAAUGCUCUUAUAGAGGCACACCAACAUAGGAAUUCAGCUUAUUUGUGGCCUAUAAUCAGAGCUAUGGAGGAAAUGGGAGUUGAGCCUAAUGCAACCACUUAUGGUCUCAUCAUCAGUUAUUUCGCCUCUGCAAAGAAUAUCGAAAACGCUCUCCGUUACCUCUAUGUCAUGAAAAGCAAGGGGACUGAACCUGAACUUCGAACCUUGCAACUAGUCGUUGAAAUUGCCGCGGACUCAGGAAAUGCGAGAUUGGCAUUGGAUUUGGUGAAUGCUUUUGAGUCGGAUUCCGUGCGCAGGUUGGAAUCGGAUGUAUGGGUGAAUUGUCUGACCGCAUCUGCAAGUUGCCUUUGGAAAGACGGCGUCGUUCAAUGCUGGGAAUAUAUCGUUCAGGAACUUAACUUAAGUCCCGGCGAAGGUAUCUGCAUGGGCGUCCUUCACACUGCUGCUCGCCAUGGCUUACCUGAUAUAGCUACCGAUGUUCUUCGAGUGCUUAAUUUGACUGGCGUUCCAUUACAGGAGCGUCACUUCGCGCCGCUCAUUGAAGCGUUCUGCAGAGCAGGUCAGGUCAAGGAGGCGUUUAUGACGAUAGACAUUAUGCAAGAAACUACCCCCCCGCUACCUUCGACCCUUCUCCCGAUCCUCGAGCAUGUCAAGAAGAACACUGACACCUUCGAUUCCACAUGGGCUCUCAUGGAUGAAAUACACCAAGAGAGACCAUUACAAGUAUCCUCCCUAAACAUCAUCAUCGGAGCAGCCGUUGCUUUGGGUGACCUGCAGCGUGCUGUGGGCGCGUAUAAGAGUUUCCCAGAUUAUAACGUCAAGGCAGACCGAAAUACAUUCCAUCUACUCCUCGAAGGUGCGGUUGCCGCCCGCCACCAACCCUUGGGAGCUCGAAUAUUGCAGGACAUGAAAGAAGCAGACAUCGCUUUGGAAUCACGUACUUACGAACUGAUGAUCGAGCUGGCCAUAACACAAGAUACAUAUGAAGAAGCAUUCGAAUAUCUUGAAGAGAUGAAAGGUGCAGGCUUCAAGCCUCCCGCGACUACAUACAAAUCUCUGGUGAAGAAGUGCGCCAUUAACGGCGACCCUCGGUACACUAUCGCCUUGGAGGAGAUGGAAGAAAUGGGUUAUGAAAAGGAUCCCGAGUUCCUUCGCAAAGCAAAAGAUGUCUUUUCAAAGGAAAGUACUGGAAUGAUGUUCAUUGAAGAGGCGGAGAACACAACAGUUGCACGUUAG
This is a messenger RNA of Lentinula edodes (shiitake mushroom), 1380 nucleotides long. RefSeq lists its product as uncharacterized. NCBI's taxonomy places the organism in Eukaryota, Fungi, Basidiomycota, Agaricomycetes, Agaricales, Omphalotaceae. The coding region runs from base 1 to 1380 and encodes 459 amino acids. Gene Ontology annotation, molecular function: protein binding. The transcript has 3 exons. The record is from RefSeq and is a predicted model, not a curated record.